Peronospora belbahrii is the source of this 1299-nucleotide messenger RNA. Lineage: Eukaryota; Oomycota; Peronosporomycetes; Peronosporales; Peronosporaceae. The record is from the annotation of a GenBank genome assembly.
AUGGUGACACAGCUGCUCUGGCGAGUGCAAAAUGAACGCUUGCUGACAGGUGCUUCAGCUUCGCUUGCUCACUUUUUGCUUCACAACUCAUGCACUGCCGUUUUCGCUGGAUCACAACGCUGCGUCUCCACUCGAUCUCAUUGUGACGCUCACAGCGGCGACUUUCGUGUAUUCUCGGGUAUCCAACCUACUGGUACGCCCCAUUUGGGCAACUAUAUUGGUGCAAUUGCCAAAUGGGUGGCGCUGCAACAGUCAACAAUAGCAUCAACGACGUCAUCAAGUAAGGGAGAUGGACGUUUAGAAAGUGAUGUGUUGACGUCAUCAACUUCAACUGAUGACGCUCUUUGGACCCGCACAACUCGAUUGUAUUCAGUUGUGGACUUGCACGCCUUGACUGUAGAUUUUAAUGCCAAGCUCAUGCCGAAUCGGGUACAUUCAAUGGUAGCGGCGCUUCUUGGUGCUGGACUGGACCCAAGCCGUAACAUUUUGUUCCGACAGUCUGACGUGGCAGAGCACGCCGAGCUUGCGUGGUUCCUAAGCUGCAUCACACCACUGGGAUGGUUGCAACGUAUGACACAAUUUAAAGAGAAGGCAGCAUGUACCAAAAUGGAGGGCUCGUUGGGACUAUUAGCGUACCCGGUGCUUAUGGCCGCUGAUAUUCUGCUGUACCGCGCGACUCACGUGCCUGUGGGUGAAGAUCAGCAGCAGCACUUAGAACUUACGCGGAGGAUUGCAACAAGAUUCAAUGACCGUUUUGGAUCAAACCGGACUGGAGGAAUCGAAGUGCUUUUGAAGCCGUCCUCGGUGGUAGAAGAUAGUAUGACGAUAGCUGGCACUCAUAUGACAUCACUCUCGCGCAUCAUGAGUCUGCGGGAUCCGACCAAGAAAAUGAGCAAGAGUGAUAAGUCACCUAUGAGUCGCAUUGAACUGACCGAUACAGCCGACGAUAUCCGCAAGAAGGUGCGGAAGGCCACUACGGAUGCGGUUAGCGGCAUUUACUACGACCGGAAGGAGCGACCAGGAGUAUCCAACCUGCUCGACAUCGUGAGCGCUAUCACAGAUCAAAGUAUCGCACAGCUUGAGGCACAAUACGGGAAUUACAACACUGGCACUUUUAAAGACAUGGUAGCCGACGCCGUGAUUGCAAAAAUUUGUCCUAUUGGAGAGCGCAUUAAGCAGUACAAUGCAGACCCAGAGUACAUUGACAAAGUGCUAGCAAACGGUGCAGCACAAGCAUCAGAAUUGGCUGUCGUGACUAUGAAGGAUGUCAAGGAGGUUCUAGGUCUUGCUAGAGCGUAA